ACUGUCGCGGUUUGUAUUUUUUGUGUGUCGGUAGUCGGAACCCAACCUAAGUCUGCGCGAACUGCGAAGUAUCACAAGGAAACGAUUUGGGAUUGGGAGGAAUGGCAAAAACAAAGCAUCAAAACUCGAAACCUAAAAGAAAGCCUCACGUCAAAAAGCAGGGAAACGUGACUGAUAUGCCUCAGUUCUGUGCUCAGCUUGAUGCAUUGGGCCUAAAAAUCCUCCAAGUGACUGCAGAUGGUAAUUGUUUCUUCAGGGCCCUUGCAGAUCAGUUGGAAGGCAAUGAAGAGGAACAUAAGAAGUACCGCAGCAUGGUGGUAGAAUAUAUUUUGAAGAGUCGUGAAAUGUUUGAACCAUUUAUUGAGGAUGAUAUCCCAUUUAAUGAAUAUUGCCAAUCCAUGGAAGAGGAGGGCACAUGGGCUGGACAUAUGGAAUUGCAAGCAGCUUCCCUUGUCACACACAGUAAUAUAUGCAUUCACAGGAACAUGUCGCCUCGGUGGUACAUCCGUAAUUUUGAUGAGCAUGGAGCUUGCAUGGUCCAUUUAUCUUAUCAUGAUGAAGAACACUAUAAUAGUGUGCGGUUAAAGGAAGACCCUUCUGAUGGGCCAGCUAGGCCAAUCAUCAUCAAGGUGGAUGCUGAUCUUUCAGCAACAGCUCAUCAACCAAAAGCUGCAGUUGCACGGUCUAGAGGAGGAACUGGUGCGGAUAUUAUCCAUGCUGGAUCCAUCAAAAUGGUAAUGGCAGGAACUGGAUGUCAAGAUGCUGAAAAAGUUAAACAGGUUUUAGAAGAAGUACAUGGUGAUGUUGACCUCGCAAUAGAGUUUCUGAUAGCAGAACAAGUAGCAGAAGAGUACUUCGUGCAAACUGAUUCACUUCAUGGUCAGUCGGAUACUUCCUAUGGUGUUGGUGUAGAUGGAAACUGUGAGCAACAUGAUGAAGAACCCAUAGAGAAGACCUAUUUGAAAGAUGCCUCCAGUAAUAGUGUUAAAAGAAGUCAUGGUGAUAGUAGUUCCCAACCAGAUGACAAGAAGAUCUCAAGAAAUAAGGCCUGUCCAUGUGGUUCAAAGAAGAAAUACAAAGCUUGUUGUGGAGCAGUCACUGGGAGAUCCUCUGCUAAGUUUGUAAUUAACCAAUCAGUUGAUUCCAGAAAGAAAAGGGAAUGGAAGCAAGGCAAGAAAGGUGGACCUGAUAAAGCUGCACCAACUUGUGGAUCUGAUGGAGAGCCACCCGACAUGGGUGCGCUUUGUAUUUGAUCUUGAUCUGAGAGUAUAAUACCGCUUAUUGGGAUGCUCUGCUCGCUCAAAAAGAGAGGAAUUACUGGCAGCACAGUUAAUGUCGCUAAUGGAAAUCCAUUUAAACAUUUGCAUGCGUACCAGACCUAAAAAAAUGCGCUCCCAAGAUUAAUGGAGUUACAUAAUUACUUCGCUGUGAAGCUUCUGCACACAUGAAACUGGCUUGUCAGCAUAGAUGUGCUCCAUACAAGGAAUGCCAGAUUACAAUGUUGUUACAUGUACUCAUAGAUUAGAGUUACAUUAAAUUGUGGAAAAGAAAUGUUCACUAUUGAAAUGGGAUUAUGGAAUUAUGGAAGAUUUGAUGAAAUAUUCUUUGAACAUCCUGUGGCCUUCUUUGAAGUUGGUUGAUGGAGUUGUGUAUAUC
This is a messenger RNA of Alnus glutinosa, 1656 nucleotides long. RefSeq names its product OVARIAN TUMOR DOMAIN-containing deubiquitinating enzyme 7. Gene Ontology annotation, molecular function: cysteine-type deubiquitinase activity. The record is from RefSeq and is a predicted model, not a curated record. The coding region runs from base 102 to 1253 and encodes 383 amino acids. Lineage: Eukaryota; Viridiplantae; Streptophyta; Magnoliopsida; Fagales; Betulaceae. The transcript has 12 exons. Gene Ontology annotation, biological process: protein deubiquitination.